Sciurus carolinensis (gray squirrel) is the source of this 920-nucleotide messenger RNA. It is a transcript of the gene Zswim7, whose product is annotated as zinc finger SWIM-type containing 7. Gene Ontology annotation, cellular component: Shu complex. The transcript has 5 exons. The record is from RefSeq and is a predicted model, not a curated record. Lineage: Eukaryota; Metazoa; Chordata; Mammalia; Rodentia; Sciuridae. Gene Ontology annotation, molecular function: zinc ion binding. Gene Ontology annotation, biological process: double-strand break repair via homologous recombination. The coding region runs from base 193 to 615 and encodes 140 amino acids.
CGCAGAGGGUUGGCCGGAUUGGUCGGGUCAUUACGUCCAAGAAGGCGUCAUCGUUGCUAUCCGCAUGCGCGAUGACGCACAACUACGUCACUGUCUCGUCCCACCGGCGGCGGGAAUCCUCCGCAGGUGAUCGUGGCUGAUCGGAGCUUGGCGGCCAAGGAUCUUGUAAAGGAGCGUGCAACCUGUGGCAUCAUGGCCGUCGCGUUACCGGCGGUCGUAGAGGAGCUCUUGAGCGAGAUGGCCACGGCAGUGAAGGAAAGCGCGCGAAUUCCUGAUGAGCAUCUAUUAUCACUGAAGUUUAUCUUUGGCUCAUCAGCCAUUCAGGCCUUGGACCUAGUUGAUCGACAGUCCAUCACUUUAAUCUCAUCACCCAGUGGAAGGCAUGUUUACCAGGUACUUGGAAGUUCUGGUAAAACGUACACGUGUUUGGCUUCUUGUCAUUACUGUUCGUGUCCUGCGUUUGCAUUCUCGGUGCUACGGAAGGGUGAUAGCCUACUGUGUAAGCAUCUCUUGGCAAUUUAUCUUAGUCAGAUUAUGAGGACCUGUCAGCAGUUAAGUGUCUCUGACAAGCAAUUGACGGACUUGUUAUUGAUAGAGAAGAAACAAGAAGCAUAACAAGUACAGAUGGAAUAUCAUCAUCUUUCAAAAGUCCCAUUGAGAAAUACUUUCAUCGUGUCAUGAUUCUCAAGGAAAAGAGAUGAAAUGCAUCUUCCAGAAACUUGUUACCCUUCCUUUUCCUCCUGGAUUAUGGGAGGAACUCUGGGUUGGAGCCAAGGGCGAGGGAGGGUAUGCAUAUGGUUUGGAGCCCUGUGAUGUCUUCUCAUGAAAAACCUGGACCAGCCUCUGAACCACUUGGGCAAAAAAUGUCCUUGGAUGGAAUCAAGCACUGUAGCCUGAAAUAAAGUCUAAUACCAUGCUGU